Messenger RNA from Lactuca virosa, 895 nucleotides. Lineage: Eukaryota; Viridiplantae; Streptophyta; Magnoliopsida; Asterales; Asteraceae. The record is from the annotation of a GenBank genome assembly.
AGUCGUCUCUACUCUCUAGUCUCUCCAUAUGUUUUCCAGCUGCAGUAACUACUGUUUAGCUCUCGUUAAAGUUUCUCGAGUUGCCAAGUAACACGGCAUUUCUCGAUACUCUCUAUCUAUGGUGAAUAUGGUUAAAUCAAUGUCAAUGUCAUACUUGGGGAUGAUGGUAUUAUUAUGGUGGUUGGCUGUGGUAGUGGUGGCAGAAGAUGUUAAGUACAAAGAUCCAAAACAACCUGUUGCUGCUAGAGUAAAAGAUCUGUUGGAAAAAAUGACAAUGGAAGAGAAAAUUGGUCAGAUGGUUCAGAUUGAAAGGAUUUCAGCUACUCCUGAUAUCAUGAAGCAGUACUUCAUUGGAAGCAUGCUAAGUGGUGGAGGGAGUGUUCCGAAUCCACAAGCAACUGUCGUUGAUUGGAUUAAUAUGGUGAAUGGGUUCCAAAAUGGGUCACUUUCAACCCGUUUAGGGAUCCCAAUGAUUUAUGGAAUUGAUGCUGUUCAUGGGCACAACAAUGUCAUUAAUGCUACCAUAUUUCCACAUAAUGUUGGCCUUGGAGCCACCAGGGACACUGAUCUUGUGAAGAGAAUUGGUGCUGCCACUGCUGCUGAAGUUAGAGCCACUGGCAUUCCAUAUGCAUUUGCUCCUUGUAUUGCUGUAUGCAGAGAUCCAAGAUGGGGACGAUGUUAUGAGAGUUACAGUGAGGAUACCAAAGUUGUUCAAAGUAUGACUGACAUUAUAUUAGGGUUGCAAGGUGAAAUUCCAAAGGGAUCUCGGUUGGGUGUCCCAUAUGUUGCUGGAAAGGACAAGGUUGCUGCUUGUGCAAAGCACUUUGUGGCUGAUGGUGGGACACUCAUGGAAUUGAUGAAAAUAACACAGUGGCCAACCAACAUGAGUUGCUAA